This is a messenger RNA of Patiria miniata (bat star), 1257 nucleotides long. RefSeq names its product extracellular serine proteinase-like. The transcript is spliced from 9 exons. Gene Ontology annotation, molecular function: serine-type endopeptidase activity. The record is from RefSeq and is a predicted model, not a curated record. Gene Ontology annotation, biological process: proteolysis. Bases 1 to 1257 code for a protein of 418 amino acids. NCBI's taxonomy places the organism in Eukaryota, Metazoa, Echinodermata, Asteroidea, Valvatida, Asterinidae.
AUGGCAGACUUUAUAGUGGACCAUAACAGCCCGAAGAGGAGAAGGCAGACCAUGUUUUUCCUUCUUGUACUUCUGGGUCUUACUAGAGCACUUGGCAUGGCACCUCUUCUGCAAAAUGAAGACCCCGUACCUGGCCAGUACAUAGUCCAAUUGGAGCCUUUCGGGAACAUCUAUGACGUGACAGAUGAGAUGGAGAGUAACAUUCCAGAGAACCUUAUUGAUACAGUUCAUCAUGUCAAACUUCUUUCCAUGGACCAGACUUCCAAUAUGGCAGUUAUGGAGCUGGACUACAUAUCCUUGGCCAAGUUGCGGAAAUAUCCGUAUGUAAAGUACAUAGAGCAAGACGCUUACGUUCAAGUGCAUGAUGAAGAGCCGGUACUGGCGGAGAAUAUAACAGAGCGAGCGAAGGAAACUCGAACGUAUGAAAAAGCGAGAUGGGGUUUGGAUCGAAUCAAUCAGGAAUACCUGCCAAUGGAUGGCGACUGGGAGCUCAGUGGGAAUGGUUUUGGAGCCCAUGUUUACAUCAUAGACACGGGGGUGAAAGAUACACACCGAGACUUCGAGUGUCGUGUUGACAGAGUUGAAGACGUCACCGGAAGCGACGGUUCUGACUGUAAAGGUCGUGGAACCAAAGUCGCAGGGAUAGUCGGAGGCAAGACGUAUGGCGUAGCCAACAAGGUUACUAUGCACUCUAUUCGCGUGAUGAACUGCGCUGGAACAGGAACCGUUAGCGACAUAAUUUCUGGUAUCGAUUGGGUGAUUAAGAACCAUGUGCAGCCCUGCGUUGCCGUGCUGCCAUUCUUCACGCCACCUUCUCGGAAGUUAGAUGAGAGCGUGGAAGAACUGGCUGAUGCCGGGUGCCUACCCGUGACUGCCGCCGGGAACGACCCGCAGAAGACGGAACUCGAUGCGUGCGACUUCUCACCGGCAAGAUCGCCAUUUGCAAUUACAGUGUCAGCUACUGACGAAGACGACUACCGUGCUGAGUCUUCACGUUAUGGGACCUGCGUAGACAUCUUUGCUCCAGGUGUUUUUGUCAAGACAACUGAUCCUCAGGGAGGCAAUAAGUUCUGCUAUGCUUCAGGCUCAUCCUUUGCCUGUGGCUUCGUUGCGGGAGUUGCGGCCAUACAUCUGGCCAAUGGUGUCACGGCAAGCGAAGUACGUCAACGCAUCCUCAAUGAUGCCACAGUUUGUCCUAUCAAUGACUCGGGCAGGGGAACACCCAACCGCUUCUUAUACAUCUCCCCGCCUCAGUAA